Molecule: messenger RNA, 6471 nt
Organism: Castor canadensis (American beaver)
Lineage: Eukaryota; Metazoa; Chordata; Mammalia; Rodentia; Castoridae
Source: RefSeq, a predicted model, not a curated record
GCUCUGCAGAGCAGCUCCUGAGCCCAGAGUGUUGGAAAGCCACUCUGAGAGCCCUGGGCUGCUGCACUCUGAGCGGCCAGCAGGGGACAGCUGGUGCCAAGAGCACUGUGCUUCAGAACUCUGCAGAUGUUCUCUUGUCAGACAAGCAGGUAGUGGAGACCAUACAAUGGUUUUCAGACUUUUUUUAUAAGCUUCGGUUAUCCAAGGUGGAUUUUAAAAGCUUUGGUUUAUUCUCAAAAUGGAGCCCUUAUAUGGCUGAUGUGAAGACAUUCUUAGGCUAUCUUGUGAAAAGGCUGAUUGACUCAGAAAUGAACUCCUUGGCUCAAGACCCAUCUGCCAGCAGCAUAGCAGCGCUGAGAUCCCUACAUUCAGUAAUCAUUCAGCUCUUUAAGCCAUGGAUCCUGGUUUUAGAGGACACUGAAAGUAGUCAACAAAGACAUUACCCAUGGCUGGAGAGUGAUGCUGUGGUGGCCUCUAGCAUUGUGCAGCUCUUCACUGACUGUGUUGACUCAUUGCAUGAGCGUUUUAAAGACAAGCUGUUGCCAGGUGAUGAAGGAGCCCUUCGGUUGCACUUGAUGCAUUAUUGUGAAGCAUGUACAGCACCCAAAAUGCCAGAGUUCAUUCUGUAUGCUUUUCAUAGUGCCUACCGGAAACUCCAGUGGAAAGACCUAUACCCCGACCAGAUGCUCAUGGAGGCCUUCUUCAAAGUGGAACGAGGAAGCCCCAAGAGCUGUUUCUUGUUUUUGGGGUCUGUACUCUGUGAAGUCAAUUGGGUUAGUGUGCUGUCUGAUGUCUGGAACCCCAGUCCCCACCCUGAAACUCAGAGCAUGAUUGUCUGCCUCCUUUUCAUGAUGAUUUUGCUGGCCAAGGAAGUUCAACUUGUAGACAAAGCAGAUUCACCUUUACUUAGUCUUCUUGGACAGACAAGCUCACUCUCGUGGCACCUCGUGGACAUUGUGUCGUACCAGAGUGUGCUAAGUUAUUUUAGCAGUCAUUACCCACCGUCAAUCAUCCUGGCAAAAGAAUCUUCUGCAGAAUUGAUUGUGAAGCUCCUGAAAGUGUCUGCAGGACUUUCCAUUCCUACUGAUGGUCAAAAACAUCUUGAUGUAGUUCCAAAAUGCCAAGCUUUCACUCAUCAGAUGGUUCAGUUCCUCAGCACUCUGGAACAAAAUGGAAAAAUCACCUUCGCGGUCCUAGAACAGGAAAUGUCUAAGCUCUUAGAUGAUAUCGUUGUCUUUAACCCACCCGACAUGGACAGCCAGACCCGCCACAUGGCCCUCAGCAGCCUCUUUAUGGAAGUCCUGAUGAUGAUGAACAAUGCAGCUCUUCCAACAGCAGAGUUCCUCCGAGGUAGCAUUCGGACUUGGAUUGGCCAAAAAGUACAUGGGCUGGUGGUACUGCCUCUUUUAACAGCAGCCUGCCAGAGCCUGGCUUCAGUUCGCCACAUGGCAGAGACUACAGAAGCCUGCAUCACUGCCUACUUCAAGGAAAGUACACAUCAUACUGCAGAUGGGGAGACAACAGACAUUGCAGUGAGCACCCGCAAUCAAAAUUUAGGAUGGGGCCCCAUUCUGGUGUCCCUUCAAGUUCCUGAGCUCACCAUAGAAGAAUUUCUGCAGGAGUGCCUAGCUCUUGGCAGUUAUUUGACUCUUUAUGUCUACCUGCUUCAGUGUUUAAAUAGUGAACAGACCCUAAGGAAUGAAAUGAAAGUGCUGCUCACCCUGAGCAAGUGGUUAGAACAGGUGUACCCCAGUUCCGCACAGGAAGAGGCAAAGCUGUUUUUGUGGUGGCACCAAGUCCUGCAGCUCUCCCUGAUUCAGACAGAGCAGAAUGACUCAGUCCUGACAGAGUCUGUUAUUCGGAUUCUGCUCAUGCUUCAGAGCAGGCAGAACCUUGUGGCCGAGGAAAGGCUCAGCUCCGGGAUUCUGGGGGCAAUUGGUUUGGGCCGGAAGUCACCCUUGUCCAACAGGUUCCGAGUGGUUGCUCGAGGUAUGGCUGCCUUCCUUUCAGUUCACGUUCCUACAGAAGACCAGAUUCGUUUGAAGCCUAGCUCUGAAUUACAUCUGACUCCGAAAGCUCAGCAGGCUCUGGCUGCUCUUGACUCCAUGACGCUGAGUAAGCAGUACGUGGAAUACCAGGAUCAGAUAUGGCAAGCUGUCCAGUUUAUAAAGCAUCCUGGCCAUUGCCUCCAAGAUGGGAAAAGCUUCCUGGCUCUUCUCAUUAACUGUCUGUACCCAGAAGUGCAUUACUUGGACAAUAUACGAUAGUAAUUCUGAGCUCUUGAAAAACUCCGUUGCUCUUUAUGUUUACAUUUAACUUUGAUGUUGCACAAGUAACGCUCAGUUUCACUGCAGAGCCAAGAACUUCGUGACUGCGACACAAAUUGGGAGACAGUAGAUAAUUUUGAUGUGUUUGUGUUAUUGUCCAGAGACUUUUUAGUUUUUAUGUGCAUCCACAAGUGAAACUUACCAAGUUCCGCUUGAGUAUGGAGGCACUCUGGUUGAUGAGUGUCCCAGUCAUCUCACAAAAGCUCCAGAUGGAGUUUUUGGUAAGUCUCCAGUUCUGCCUCACGUUUUAUUUCAAUAUCAAGACUCUUGUGCCAGAUGUGACUGCUUUGGGCCCAGUGUGUUCUUCCAGUGCAAAAAAAGUCAACUUGGAGAAUUUCUGCUUUUCUCAAAUUUGGAGAAACAUACCAGCUUAGGAAUACUAUUGGUAUUUCUUUUCGAGGAGAGGUGAGAAAUGUUGAAUUAAGCUGGGCAUGGUGGCACACACACCUGUAAUCCCAGGGCAUAGUGUGAGACCCUAUCUCAGAGCACUCUUGAUGAUACCAGAUUUGCUUUCUGACAGCCACACUGUGGGGUGGGAGACUGGAGAAGUUUGUUCUCCAUUCCCUGCUUAUUUCUUCCUGCCAUAUUGAAACUCAGAUGAAGCUAACAGACCUGCUUAAGUACUUGGCCAUGGAAACUGGCCAGGUCAGGAGAAUUUCUGAAAUUUGGCUUUUUUUGAGUCAUCCUGUGCCUUGUCAUUUAAUAGUGCAUCAUUACCAAAGCUCAUCUGUAACACUGCCUUGUCUGUUGGCAUCUUCUAGCUCAUGUUAUUUCCCCCAGGUGUGAGCAGUUUGACUUCUGUCAGCAUACUCACAAUUUUCACAGUGGCUUGUCCAGGUUAUAUGAUGUGUCUUUGUUUAUGGGUUGUCUGUAGCCCAAGAAUAUUUACUUAAAAAUGUGUAAAGAGCCACCAAGAGCUUUCAGUAGAAGUAGGGACAUAGUUAAAAGAGUGCUAAUCUCUUCCCAAAUACCCCACAUUUGGACGUUUGUAGGAGGUUCUUUAUUGGACAGAACAAUUCUGCCUCACAGACAUGCCUUGGAGCUCUGAUGAAGAACAUCUCUGUGUGAGUUGUGUAGGCUACAAGGUAGCUACAUCUCACAGGGACACAGCUCAGCUUUCCUUGGGUUUGCUUCUCUCCAUUUUCAAAAUCAUCAUCAUUCAUCUUCUCUUUGUAUGUAUAAGAAAAUGUUAGAAGCUGUCGACAGUUCUCUUGGCUGAUUUGGCAAUAAUGAUUUUAGGACAGGACAUAUUUUGUGUGGUGUUUUCUUUGAGGAGGAUGAAAUUAUUGAUAUCCUAGAAUGUGAAAAUUUUGAGUGAUAAUAUGUACAUUUUAAAGAAAAUUAUGAUUAACCUGUUAAUAUUAAAAGUUUAUAAUAUUUAUAAUUAUUUACUCUGUAAAAAUUAUGAAAAAUAAAAUCGGUCUUUGGUUGUAACUGGUAGGAAUCAGAAUUACAGGGAUCUCACACUAGCUUGUAAAAUAUUUCACUUGUUAAGGUUGAUGUAGAUUUUUAUACCUGAUGUUAUCUAUCUUAUUUGACACUAUAACUUGGUUUCAGCCAUGGUCUGUUCAAGUACUUUCUCUUUCACUUCAUGCUUAACAUGGGAGGGUUCCUUAUCUCAUAGGUUGCUGUGAAAAAGCUCUAAACUAGACAAAGACACCGAGAUAGUUCAGACCAUGGCAAAGAAAAGACAGAGGCUACACACAGGCCGACCUGCUCAUUGCUUAAAGGGUAACGAGCCUUUACUUGGAAAGUUGUUCUCCAGAGUGCUCAGGGCCGUGGAGUCCCUGUUGGCAUCAAGCAAGACCCAAGCCUGAUUGUGGGCUGAGCAGCGUGGAAGGUAGACCAUGGAUGCUCCCGACUUUGCGCACAGCUGCAUGGGCUCCGCGGCAUUCUGGUCACAGUGGAAAGCUCCUCUUUGCCUCUCCCACCCUGCAGAGACAUAUGGGGCUCUCCUUGUUCCAUCACCUGACUAGAACAAAUGGAGGCAGAAAGCUGGAAGGCACUGCUGUUCAGUAGGACUGUCCUGCCAGCUGUAUCUGCACAGUGUGACAGUGGCAGGGGAGCUGGGGCCCACGGCACGUUUCUAAAGCUCUUGCACACUUGACCUCAGUUUUAAGGCACAGCUGGUUUUGUGCUUUCACAGUCAAUGUGUUGGCUCAGUCACUGAAUGCCUCCACCUCCCUGGGUUGUGCCCAAGCUUCUUGGUUUCUUUGAGAUUGGAGGAGAUGUGCAGAAAACUCAAACUCUAACCAGCCUGACCUCCCCCAACCAAGCGACAGGCACCUUGUCCCCAUUAGUCUCCAAAACCAGUAUGUCUGUGUUGUACAAGUUAAGCGUGUCCAUGUCCUUUUUCUGUUUGAAGGAAGAUGAUAUAAUUUUUCUUUGGAUUUUUUUCUGAAAAUUAACUGUUCUGGAGCAGGAAGCAAAUACCUAGUGUCACAGAUCUGGAACAUUAGAGUGGGCCUAAACACAUCUAGGCUCUCCUCUCAACAGUGAAGAGCGUCCUGGAGUCCAGCCCCCGCUAGGCUGCCCAGGCUGGCCAAGAUGCCUGGUGAUGUCUGUUGGUUGUGGAUCUGCCAGGCUGGGGCUGUCCCUUUGCUCCUUUCUUGCUUCUCUUGUAACCCUCUCCCUCACUUAGUCCUCUCCAGGCUAAAUGUCCCAGAGUCCUUUGUUACUCCUCUUCUACCAUGAUGUCCAACAGGGUUGCCCUGGGGGAGAAGUGCCCACAUCAGCCCAUAUUGCUGUGCCCAAGCAGUCACAGUGCUAGGGUGAGGAAAUGAAGUACACGGAUACUUGCCUUUUAUGCCAUUGGUGCCUUGCCUGCCUCAUCCUAACCGCUGCCCAGUCACUUGAGUCACGCUAGUUAUGGGCAUGGUGAUGCAUGGCUGUAAUCCCAGCCCUCACGAGGCUGAGGCAGGAGGAUCAAGAAUUCCAGGCCAGCUUGGACUACAUGGUGAGAUCUUGCCUCAACAAAACCAAAUGAGCCACACUAGUGUGGUCUGAGCAGUACAGUUCACUCCUCUGUGCCCUCGGGAAGCAUCAGCUAUUGCUGUCCCCUGUGGCUGGCACAUUAAACGAGAGGCAAGUUCAGACUCCAGACCUGUUUAAUACCAGUCACUGCCAAAGACUGGUCUCUUCACACACCUGCAUGGUAAGUCUAACAAGGUGCUCUGCUCUUAAUCCUGUACAACUGUCAGCUGUUCACUUUGAGCCAACUUGACAGUUCAUUUUGGGUUGUUGCUGAUCUUAGUUUUGCUCAGUUAACUGUGUCUUAUUGAGCAAAAUAGAGAAUAUAAUACUGGGAGAUAAACUUGUUGCUUUAAAAGGCAAAGCGACCCCCUUCUGUGAUCUUCUGUAUGUGCUACGGUCAUGCUGGGUAGAGCUCUUGACCUGAUAGCUAGGCACUAAUACUGUCUGUUCUGCUCCACCAGGAUGCUCCUUUUCUAGAGUAUGCCUUGGCAUUGCGUGACCUGGAGAGCAGUUCUGUUUGUAUAGUUUCCUUCAGGAUUAAGCGCAGAACUCGGGAGAGGCCCCCGAUUUCUGAUGAGAGUAACUUGAAAAAAAUUAAACUACCAAUCCUGUUUUAGGAUAAUGAAAUUGCUAAGGAAUGUUGAUUAUUGUACUUUUCUUAGUGUAUCGAUGUAAUAUCUCUCGAGCACUGAGUUUAUUUUUCUUUCAGUGGUUGAAAAUUUUUUAUAUUGGAGAUUGAGCUUUGUUCCUUCCAACAUGUCUAGUGUGACCUUUAAAAAAUACAAUUUUAUUUAGAGUCAUGUGCAAUAUUCAUUUUUUAUUCAUUGUUCAACAUUUUCCAUGCUGUGUAAAGGAUGAGUUUUAUGUAGUGGCGACAAACAGGAAGAAAUGCGAAUCAGUUAAGUAAAAUUCUGCAAAUAAACCACUUUCAAAUUAAUUUACCCUUGGUGGGCCUGUCUCAUUGUUAUCAGCAAGUCAGGUGACAGGUCUUUACAUAUAUAAAUCACAUUGAGAAAAAAUUUAAAUUAGGAAAUUUGUAAUGGAUAAAAAUCUUUAUUCUGUGAUGUAGCACCAUAAUGACAAGACCUCUAAUUUUAAAGAGAAUAUGUAACUUGGUGGUGGGCAGGAGGCCAUCAGAGACAUCAGGAGAGCUCUUUGUGGUCUGUAAUGU